Brassica rapa (field mustard) is the source of this 1359-nucleotide messenger RNA. RefSeq lists its product as uncharacterized. NCBI's taxonomy places the organism in Eukaryota, Viridiplantae, Streptophyta, Magnoliopsida, Brassicales, Brassicaceae. The record is from RefSeq and is a predicted model, not a curated record.
CCUUAUCUAGCCGUUGAGACAAAACUCUCUCUCUCUCUCUCUCUCUCUCUCUCCUAAUCUGUAAUAAUGGGAAAGCUUCUUUGCGAUUCAACGGCGACAUUGCAAUCUCCGUCACCGACCGUCCAAUGGAGAGAACCCCCGACAGCCUCCGCACCUCUCGACGACGUGGAUCUCGUCGACCAAUCCACCGCAGCCGCCGCCGUCGAAGCGGUGGAGAAAACCAUGUCCGCCGCCGCCGCCGCUACCACCGCGUGGGACGAGGUCUACGGUCUCGAGGAGCAGCAAAGACGGCACCUUCAGCGUCUCCACGCGAUGGGCGUGCUGUGGAAGCAUCCGGGAAAAGGACAAACCUCGUCGCCGCCCGUCGUUUUCCGCCUCUCUCACGGCGGAGAGGUCUCAUCCGACGGGAACUGCCUCUUCACCGCGUCGCAGAAGGCCAUGGGGGCGUGCGGGAUCGACGCUCGGGAUCUACGGCGGAGGACCGUGCGGAGGUUUUUGGAGGAUUUCGGAUCCGCGGGAGAGGUGGAGAAGGAGGCUAUCGGGGAGGCGAUUAGGCAUAUGUACUCGCCGGAUCUGAAGAGUGGGUGGGGGAUUCAUAUAGUCCAGGAGGAGAAGCUGCUCGCUAAGAAGGACGAGCGUGAGAGUCUAGAUUCCGCCAUUGAAGAGCUCAUGCAGAUCGGAAUGCAAAGAGAAACAGCUGCAGAGUCGAUCUACAGAGAGAGGUGUCUACCGGUGAACGAUGGGCCUAGUUGGGCCAAGUACAUGUCGAUAUCAGGGUCAUCAGAAGACGAGCAUGAUAUCAUCACCUUGCAGUAUACAGAAGAUGGUUUGUUAUCUGUAGAUGAGAAUAGACAAGGGCAUGCAGCUGCUUUUGGGGAUGACAUUGCGAUUGAAUGUCUCGCCACAGAGUUCAAACGAGAAAUCUAUGUGGUGCAAGCGCAUGGGGCAGAUGGUAUGGUGGAGGAAGAGAACUGUGUGUUCUUCCUUCCUCACAAACCGAGAAGUGAGGUCAUUGAAUCACCACUCUUCCUAUUCAUGAAAGGCACAGGUUGGUGUGGUGGUGGAGCAGAUCAUUACGAGCCAUUAAUAGCAAACGCAUCUCCAAUGAUAUCUCAUGAGAAAGUCGCCCUCGUUUUGUGAUUCUGAGCUUCUCCAAGAUCAUCUCUUUGGAGGUUUUUUUGAUAGUUUUGUUGUUGUUGUUGUUGGUAGAAAGAGAAUCAUGUUAGAGAGAUUUGAAUUUUGUGCAGGCUAUUGGCCUGCGAGUUAAGCUUCUUCUUACCACAUUUGUAGUAGUGUUUUGAGAGAGUAUUCAUUGUCAUUGUUUGUUCGUUAUUGAGGGAAGAGAAGUCUAUAUCUUUU